Labeo rohita (rohu) is the source of this 1467-nucleotide messenger RNA. RefSeq names its product carboxymethylenebutenolidase homolog. The record is from RefSeq and is a predicted model, not a curated record. Lineage: Eukaryota; Metazoa; Chordata; Actinopteri; Cypriniformes; Cyprinidae. Bases 440 to 1186 code for a protein of 248 amino acids. Gene Ontology annotation, molecular function: hydrolase activity. The transcript is spliced from 6 exons.
AUGAGUUAGCAAAAUUUCUUCUCUCACUGUCUAGAGUAGGGAUGGGCAACUUUGGUCCUGGAGGGCCACCGUCCUGCAGAGUUUAGUUCCAACCCUAUAAACACACCUGCCUGUAACUUUCCAGUGAUCUUGGAGAAAUUGAUUAGCUUGUUUAGGUGUGUUUGAUUAGGGUUGAAGCUAAACCGAAGUUGCCCAUCCCUGCUCUUGACAGUUACAGAUAGCGUACUGUGAUUGAAUGCUUUUACUCUAAUAAAGAAACCACCCCUUCAUAUUGCUAACUCAUGAUGAAUAGCAUCGAGUGUUUUAUAUAAAACUUCGUGCUGGGCAUUGCUAAAAGAAACAAACAGCGAAAUCUUCAGUCUGGGUUCAUCGACAUAAGGAGUCAGAUUUCAGCCUUUCGUUUUCUCACAGCAAAAUAAAUCCAAGGUUCAACGGUGCGAUGGCGAAUGAAGCAAAGCCCUGCCCUUGUGACAUCGGCGACAAGAUUGACUAUAAAGGUCUUGGAGAGGAAGUUCAAAUCGAGCACAUUAAAGCUUAUGUGGUGAAGCCUGCGGUAUCAGAGAAGGCUAUUAUUGUAAUUCAAGACAUCUAUGGAUGGCAGCUUCCAAACACUAGAAUGAUGGCUGACAUGCUUUCAGCCCAAGGAUACAUUGCUAUAUGUCCAGAUUUCUUUGUUGGAAAAGAGCCGUGGAAUCCAUCUCACGAUCUGAAGUCCACCUGGACAACAUUUCAGCAGUGGCUUGAGGACAGAAAGCCUACAGACAUCAAAAAGGAAGUGGAUGUCGCAUUGAGGUACCUGAAGAACAAGUGCGGUGCGAAGCACAUAGGUGUUGUUGGCUUCUGCUGGGGUGGUGUUGCGACACACUAUGUUGCACUUCAGUAUCAGGAAAUCAAAACCGCUGUCUCUGUCUAUGGUAUCGUUAGAGACCGAGAGGACACGUAUGAUCUCAAGUGCCCAACCUUCUUCAUCUUUGCGGAAAAGGAUGAAUACAUUCCACUUGAUCAGGUGACUAUACUAGAGAAAAGACUGAAGGAAAAGUGCACUGCUAAAUACCAAAUGAAGAUCUUCCCAAAACAGACACACGGGUUUGUCCAUCGCAAGAGAGAAGACAUUAACCCAGAUGAUAAACCUUAUAUAGAGGAGGCCAGGAGAGACAUGAUCAACUGGUUUAACAAGUACAUGUAAACUGCAACUGCAGUGAAGGUUAAACAUUCUUUAAUGACAAAGUCUGAUGAUAAAAUCAAUUAUUGUGAUGACUUCAAAUCUAUUUGAAAAUUAUGUCUGUAUUUUUUGAAUGAUGGCAUUUUUUGAACUCUUUUGAAAAAUUGAAUGUAACUUUCAGAAAGUGUUACGUUCCAAUAAGGGUCUCGAUCACACGCUGUUGCAGAUUUAAGACAAAUUACAGUCAAAUUAUAUUUUUGUAUGUGUCAGUUUUAAGACUGAACCCAUUACAUGAAAAUACAAGA